Molecule: messenger RNA, 3214 nt
Organism: Calidris pugnax (ruff)
Lineage: Eukaryota; Metazoa; Chordata; Aves; Charadriiformes; Scolopacidae
Gene: ELK3
Product: ELK3, ETS-domain protein (SRF accessory protein 2)
Exons: 5
Coding region: 456-1679 (407 amino acids)
Biological process (GO): regulation of transcription by RNA polymerase II; cell differentiation
Cellular component (GO): nucleus
Molecular function (GO): DNA-binding transcription factor activity, RNA polymerase II-specific; sequence-specific DNA binding
Source: RefSeq, a predicted model, not a curated record
GCCGGCGGAGCUCCCUGCGAGGCGGCGGAGGUGCCGCUAGCCCGCCGGGCCGUACGAUGUGCGUGUCUUAUGUUACAGCCAUGCUGCGCAUCGGUGGCCAGAGCGAGGGGCGAGGGGAGGAAAAGCCUGUUUACACAGACGGCAAACCGCCUGGGGAAUAAUGCAGGGGAGGAAGUGAGCCGGCUCGCUGUCUGACUGCUCUGACUUCCUGCUCGCUCCCGCACACGGGCGCACACACACACACACACACACGCACACACACACACGCACUCUCCGGCCGCAAAAAUUAAAAAAAAAAAAAAAAAAAAAAAGAAGAGGGGAAAAAAAAUCAGGAUCUCGUUACAAGAGCAACAGAGCGCCUGCAGAAGAGUGUCAGCAUGGAGAAGCGGGGGAUUUUACCCAGCUCCCUCUAAAGUGCCAGGAGGGAGCGGAAAAGUCCCUCUCAGGCUCUGGGUAUGGAGAGUGCAAUCACACUGUGGCAGUUCCUUUUGCAGUUGCUGCUAGACCAGAAACAUGAGCACCUGAUUUGCUGGACGUCUAAUGAUGGCGAAUUCAAGCUACUCAAGGCAGAAGAAGUGGCUAAGCUGUGGGGACUCAGAAAAAACAAAACUAAUAUGAAUUAUGACAAGCUGAGCCGAGCGCUCAGAUACUAUUAUGACAAGAACAUCAUCAAGAAAGUGAUCGGGCAAAAAUUUGUGUACAAAUUUGUCUCCUUCCCUGAGAUCUUAAAAAUGGAUCCACAUGCUGUAGAAAUCAGCAGAGAGAGCCUUUUGCUGCAGGACAGCGACUGUAAGAUGCCUUCUGAGAGCAGGGAUCAGCACAAGCACAGCUUGUCAGCACUGAAAAGCACAAGCCGAAAUGAAUAUAUCCACUCUGGCCUGUACUCCUCUUUCACUAUCAACUCUCUGCAGAACCAGCCAGACCCUUACAAGCCAAUCAAAACAGAAAAACUGGAGGAGAAGUCAGAAGGAAACACACCAGUGGAAGAAGUUCGGACUGUUAUAAGAUUUGUGACAAACAAAACAGACAAACAAGUUAUGAGGCCCAUGGUGUCGUUGCCUUCCACUUCCGAAACAGCAGCUGCCUCUGCUUUUCUCAGCUCGUCAGUAUCAGCUAAAAUAUCUUCCUUAAUGCUACCCAACAGUGCCAGCAUUUCAUCUCCGUCGUCGUCUUCCUCCAGGUCGCCGUCUCUGUCUCCCACCUCACCCCUCCCUACAGAACACAGGAGCCUCUUCCUUGAGUCCAGUUGCCACGACUCAGAUUCCCUUGAGCCUCUGAACCUCUCCUCAGGCUCCAAGGCAAAAUCUCCAUCUCUUCCCCCAAAGGCUAAAAAACCCAAAGGCUUGGAAAUCUCCGCCCCACCUAUGGUUCUCUCCAGCACUGACAUCGGUUCCAUUGCCCUCAACAGCCCCGCGCUUCCUUCGGGAUCCCUGACUCCAGCUUUCUUCACUGCACAGACCCCGAAUGGAUUAUUGCUGACCCCAAGCCCGCUGCUGUCUAGCAUCCAUUUCUGGAGCAGCCUCAGUCCUGUCGCUCCUCUGAGUCCUGCCAGGCUGCAGGGACCAAACACUCUGUUCCAGUUUCCAACUCUGCUAAAUGGUCACAUACCAGUGCCGCUCCCCAGUCUGGACGGAGCCUCUUCUCCAGUACUGCUUUCUCCAAACGCUCAGAAAUCCUGAUGACGCCUCAUCGCGCCAAGGACUUAUUGGUGGAUUUAACACUUCAUUCCUAUGGUCUAGUUUUUCCUGUGUCAUGAGAAGGACAUUGUGAAACCCUCUAUUACUUUGGUUUGCACUUUUCAUUACAUGGAUAAUCUACUUUUAUUAUGUUAGCAUUUUUAAACAGUGUUUAUAUAUAAAAGUAUACAUAAAUCUGUUUUGCAUUAAAUGAAUUAUAAUUUUUUUAUAUCAUAGCUCUCAAGUGUUGAACACUUCUGUUGUUGAUGAAGUACUUUUCUUGAUGGAUUGCAACAAUGUAUCUAAUAAGGAUGUGAAGCUUCUUUUUAAUCCCUUUUUCUGCAUAUUAUGCACUGUGCUUGUGUAAACUAUAACCGGCUGUGCCUUCUUUUGCAUAAUGUCAUGUAAAUGAUUUAUAUAUUUUCUAGUAUUAAGAUAAAAAGUUGAAAGACAAAACUAGUAUUGGACAGCCCUAUGGUAGUAGUUCAGUAUUUUCUCCACGGAUAGGCCAUAUGAUGCAGUGUAUUCAUGUAACUUUGUAUUAAGUGCUUUCCAAUUGUAUAAAAAUAGCCUUAUAAUGUUUCUUUGCUGAAGUGAAAAACGUAAUCAACGUUAUGGUCAGGAGCUGCAUUUAGGGAGUAACAAAACCACGCGUGCCCAAGUUCUUCUGUGGAGUGGCGAGAGGGAGGAACUGGGCUGUGUGUGUCCAUGAGACACUUCCAGCAUUUGAGAGUACUUCUGUAGAAAAGGAGAAGACGUUGCUGAGAAUUUAUUUGGCCUAUAUACUUCUUACAGACUGUCAACAUUACAGCUGGAAAGACUGCCACUAUCUCUGUCCUCCCCGGGAAUGAGGGUCAUUCCCGAUAGAGAAGUUCCAGGUGCUUUGUUCAGUCGUGCCAAGUGCCUUCUGCUCUUUCCCCACAAAGCUUGUUCUAGCUACUAAAGCUCAGAAGGUCGUGUUUCCCCUUCCCCCCCACCUCCCAAAGCUGGAAGAGUUACAGGAGUGUAAAUUAAUGCCUGGUGCUUGUAAAGAGGCAUACUGUACGGGCGGGAUGUUUAUGUAUAAACAUCUGAAUUCUGGAUUAAAAACCAGCACUGUGUUACUAUAUACUUGCAACUUGAACUCACUGGGUAUGUCCUCUACCUUGAGGUGAUGCCUUAGUCAUCUUAAAUGUCAGGUUAGGAUUAGGCCAGACUCGCUGGCACCACAGAUUCUAAUCUUGGCAGGGUUGAUGCAAAUCUUCAGUUGUCUGAGGUGGCUAAAUUGGGUUGAACGCAGCUUUACCAUGUAGGUUUUUCAGAUGAGACUUUCAAAAACCAAACCAAAAUCAGAAUCCUGUUUGCUGCAGGUCAUCAGAGCUUCUACUUUGCUUUCUGGCCAAGCGGCUGGUCAAAGUCCGUUCUUUUUGAAACUUCUGCGGUGAGUCGUCUGUUGAUGUUCUGUUUGGAUGCAUUUCAGUGAUGUGUGUGUAGUUAAUUGUAAAGUGCUUUUGGAUCCUUCAACCUGAAAGGUGCUAAAUAAACAUUUUAUUAAUGCA